GGGUUGCAUUGCUUGAUUUCCUGUUGAUGACUACCUGAAGAAUGUCCACAACUUUCAGAACCUCUAUGCAGUCGUCUAGAGUGGUAGUUGCUUCAUUUCACUCCCUGCAUUGAUUGGAGAUCCUCAUAACUCAGUUGGUGUUGCUGUAGAGAGAGCUUAAAACAACGCGUUUACCUAGUUUGGGUGUCACUUGAAUAUCUGCUAAGUGCUGCCGUUAGUGCAGGUUAUUGUGCCAUUCUGUGACUCCAGUUCUUCUUUUUUUCUGAGAUGAGUGUGCCGAAAUAUGUUAAGCGUAAGCUUGACUUGGAUGAUAUCCAGAAGUUUGCUUUGAUGAAGUUCAGAAGAAAUGUCAGCGAUAUUUUGCAACCACACCAUGAUGACCAUUUCCUUUGCAGGUGGCUAAUAGCGCGAUCUUGGAAUUGUGAGAAUGCUGAAAAAAUGCUACGAGAUUCCAUGAAAUGGAGACAAGAAUAUGGGGUGGACACUGAACUCAAAACCUGGGAAGCUCCAGAAGUAAUAAAAAAAUACGAACCGGUUGGUUGCUGUGGAUAUGAUGCAGAUGGAGCACCUGUUAUAAUUGUGCCAUUUGCUGGAUUGGACGUUGUUGGAAUGUUACACUCAGUGCCAAAAGAAGACUUGAUCAAGGCAACCAUUCAGAUAUUAGAGAGAAAUUUGGAUCUUGCAUUUGCUACUGGUUACAACGAACUGAUUGUGAUAUUUGAUAUGGAUAAUUUUAAUCUUAGGCAGUAUUUGUGGAGGCCAGCUGCUGAGGUUGUUAUCACGUUGAUCCAAAUGUAUGAAGCAAACUACCCAGAGAUCCUAAAAGUUUGUUAUAUAAUCAAUGCUCCAAGAGUGUUUGCGGUAGGUUUCAAUAUCGUUAAGAAAUUCAUGGGACCUUGUACAAUCAAUAAAAUAAAAAUUUACAAACAUGAUCCGGCCAAAUGGAAGAAAAUUCUGGUAGAGAAAAUUGGAGCUGACAAUCUCCCGAAAUAUUUCGGUGGAAAUCUGACAGAUCCUGAUGGAAAUCCAAGACUAACUACAAAGAUUGCACAAGGAGGCAAAAUACCAGAAUCAUAUUACAUGAAAAACUUACAAAAAGACGACCCAGAAAACGAAAAGGAAUACACAAUAGUAACUAUCAAGAAGGGGGAUAAGUUAAAGCUGAAAUUUGAGGUUGACGAAGAAGGUUCUUUCCUUAGAUGGGACUUCCGUACAGACAACCACGACAUCCGUUUUGGUGUUAAUUACACCGACAAAGAAGAUAAAGUGACAACGGCAGUGGCCUUGAACAGGGUCUCAGCCCACCAAAUAGAUGAAGCUGGUGUUUUAGCCUGCCAGUCUCCAGCUACUUAUACCGUCAUUUUUGAUAACUCCUACAGCUUACUGAGAAGCAAAAAAUUGUUCUACAAGGUGUAUGUCACUCCACCUAUCAAAGAACUCAGUGUGACACCCACAGAUGGCGACAUAUCACUCUUUAAAGAAGAAGAUAAAAAACCAAGUGAGAAGAUUAUGGAUGCAGAUGCUUUGAAUGAACUGGAGGCAAAAGAAAUGACUAACGGUAUGGAGAAAGCUGUUAUAUCUCCAGUUCAUUAAAAAUCCUAACCUAAUCUUUUAAUUACCAUUAUUGUACAUAUUAGUGUAAGUUUCGGAUAGGGGAUAGAAAUAUAUUUCUUGUCAUCGUAUUGCUCAAAAAAAUGUGAUAUAGGUACAUACUUUUGUUGUCUUUUACUUGUGUUAUAUUAUAAGAACCAUGUAGGGCAUUUGGUAUGAGGAAAUAUUGUUCACUUGCCUGUGGAGUAGCUAUUCACCUACCUAAAAUAUUAUUAUUCCUGAUAAAUUAAAUAAAUAAUUCGAA
Harmonia axyridis is the source of this 1855-nucleotide messenger RNA. RefSeq names its product SEC14-like protein 4. The coding region runs from base 268 to 1593 and encodes 441 amino acids. Gene Ontology annotation, cellular component: cytoplasm. NCBI's taxonomy places the organism in Eukaryota, Metazoa, Arthropoda, Insecta, Coleoptera, Coccinellidae. The record is from RefSeq and is a predicted model, not a curated record. The transcript has 10 exons.